Molecule: messenger RNA, 3168 nt
Organism: Alternaria incomplexa
Lineage: Eukaryota; Fungi; Ascomycota; Dothideomycetes; Pleosporales; Pleosporaceae
Exons: 2
Coding region: 1-3168 (1055 amino acids)
Cellular component (GO): cytoplasm
Source: RefSeq, a predicted model, not a curated record
AUGGAGUUCAUGCUCUUCAGCCAGGAUCCCCGAUACGUGUUGAUCAAGAGACCACCCGAGUCGCCCGAGGAAGCACGGACUCUCUUCGAUCUUGCUACUGGCCAGCCCACGCUCAAGCAGGUGCAAUCAUAUACCUUUGAUCGUCUGGACCUUAGCCGUGGAGAUCUAGGCCGGCCUAGAUAUGAUCCCACUAACAAGUCUCGACUGUUCAGAGAUGCAACCGUGUUUGGAGAGACUGUCUACUUGCCGCGCGGUGCUAGUGGCUGUUGGAUCAAGAAGAUACCCGGUGGAGCCUUUAACGGGAGAAUCGACACCAUUACUACGGCACUUCUCGAAGCUUCUGCUCCUGAUGCAACCCGUGGCCGUCUCGCGCGCGCGAUGCAAGCCUCUCAAGAGCAGCAGGGACUAAAACUGGAGCCUAGUAACGGCAGAGACGGACUCACAUCUGUUGCUAUUCUGGAACAUUUUGCUUUCUGGCUGCAGGCUGACUUGCCAGAUCUUUAUUUCAACGGAACGUUGAUGCAGCGGCAAUGCUCAGAUACGUGGAAAGCCAUCUACGCAGCGCUCGAGAACGACCCAGCUUGGGAUCCGUCUUUCUCAGAAACCGGACGAUCGCCGCAACAUGCAGCGAAUACCAUCAUUACUACGUCCCUAAUCGAAGGGAAAUAUCCUCGGUUCAUGGACAUAGCGCGCAGAGUGAUGCGCAAUCAUCUACGGCAACAGGAAGAAAACUAUGAGAGCGCGCAAAGCGAGGUAUGCUUGAAGGAUUUGACGAAGUACCACAAAGGAGCCGCCAGGCUCUUUACGGAUGAUGGACCUUUGAAUGUGGACAACUUGUACAAAGGUUGGUCGCAGGAGCACAGACAACAGAGGAAGCAUAAUUUUGCGGCCGCUGCCGCACAGGCCGAGGUCACAGCUGGGAAUGCCGAUUUGCAAGAGAUGUUCCAAGCACGGGCGAUGCAAGCCAUGAGUUCGAUGAUUACGGGCGGCGCGGCCGACCAGUGUAUGCGCUGUCUCCUAGUCACGGGUACCUAUGCGCUUACCGCUGCUGAAGGGAGUUACAUCCAUGUUGCUACCAAAGGUGCAAACAAGGCCGACUCCUUUCCCGAGCAGACGUGGCCGAUAGCAGGCGGUAACUUCAAGGCUCUCGUUAUGCUCUCGCCAGGGCAGAACGUCCUGGAAUUUGCCUACGUCUGCAAUGACUGCCUUGAACACACCAUCGAGUUAAACGUCAACUACAUCCCGCUCUUGCAGUACCCGCCUCUUCACCUCGCUAUCAUGGUCGCCGCAGACUCGCCAUGCCUCAUCGACUGUCCACCUUCAAAGGCUGCGGGGAUUUCUUCGACGCACUCAGACCUUGAUGCAGCUAUCGCCAAGCUGCGCAUGGCGGCUUACAUGUGGCAAGCUAUGACCGCAGAAGAUUUGAGGCUGCAAGGUGCUGGGCGUCGAUCGUUCAGGCUGGAUGAGGAGUGGGCCGCGGACACGAUCAGUCGCGACUUCCUCAAUGCGCGCGUUGAAGAGGCUCUCGACAGGGAAGGUGCCAUGCGAUCGACUGCCAAAGUCAACGUUAUUCGCUCUUCCAGGACCAUCAAGGACAUCCGUAAUAAAGAGGUCGCGCAACAGAACCCUAACGCACGUCGUGAUAAUGACUUAUUCGACUGGUUUCUGGAUGCGCUCAAGGAGCAAGGAGGCCCCUUCGCUUCCGAUGCCCGACCCAUCAUUGCUGGGUUGAUCUUGGACUCGCACUACAGCGUCCCGCAGAAGCUGAUCCUCGGGCACGCAGCUCUGGGUUGCCAUAACCCUGACGGAAUCUCACUGGGUAUGUUUGGUAGCCACCUGACCUACUCCUGGCCGCGCUUCUUGGAGGAAGUUACAGGCUGUCUUACAGACGUCCGUGCACCUGGAGACAAAGUAGGCAAUGACAACGGCCAGUGCAACACUAUGUGGGAAGCAUGCGCCAUCGGCCAAGGCGCUUUUCUCCAUGAAAUCGGUCACGCAUUCGGCUCGCCUCACCGCUCUGGUAUCAUGGAACGUGGAUAUGCGCAAGACUGGCCCAAGAACUUCCUCCCUCAGACCGCGUACUCUGGGCACCUCAAAACAGAAGGUGUGCUCGUGGAUCCCCACAACACACCCAACAAAGCUCGUUGGAACCUAGCCGAUGCGCUCUCGUUCCGCAUGCUGCCUCACUUUCGCCUGCCUAUUGACCCCAUAAUCAGCGGCGAAGAGCGACAUGCUUCGCCCGAGGCCCACGCUGAGCACACCGACAAUGAAGGCCCGACGAAACUCGUCAUCAGCUCAAGCAGCGGCAUCGUACGAUUUACUUUCAAUCGUACAGAGACAACCCAGCCCCUCGGCUGGACUCACAACGCACCGAAGCGCAUUGAAUAUACGGAAUCAUCUCUCGAAGAGCGUUUCGAUCGAUCACAAGCCCUCCAUCUCAACAUCCUCGCCUACAAUGGAAAGGAGACCAACAUCGGCAACGUUUGGAAGCUCCUCGCCAGCAGAUCAUACAUCCGCAUCCCAGGCUCCGAAAUCCGACUCGCCAAGCGCCUAGCCUUCCCCGAUGAGUCCGAUACUCGUCGGUACGAAUGGGCGCAGCUCCUCCAUGAGAAGGGCAAGGAUGGAAACCUGCACCGCGCCGUUUCCAUCGAUCUAAGGGUCGGAUGUCUAUGGGAUGGCGGCGUGGUGAAGUAUGCAGAUGGUCACACGAGUCACUGGGGACCCAUGCGUACAUACGGCCGUAAACACCAAUUCGGUGGUCACGCUUCCGAGAAGAUACGUCUUCCCGAGGGGGUGGAGAUUAGUUCCGUUGAAGUCGUCCCUAGGGAUGGUGUGAGGCUACAUCUUAGCGACGGUACCAGCGCGGGCGAGCUCAACGCGAGGCGUGACUCGGACAUUGUGAGGCUGACACCCAGCCCUGAUGAGAUUAUUGUGGGGUUCUUUGGCAAGAGUGGGAGGGGAGGUUUCUGCGGCGUUGAGGAGUUCGGCAUUAUCACUGUGAAGAGAGAUGUCGGGAUUGCGGGGUUACCGGAUAGUGUGUGGGACUUGGAUGAGUUGAAGAACACGAGUGGGAUGGAUGGUGAUGAGGACGAUGAAGAGGAGGAAUACCGAUACGACGAUGAUGAUGAGGACGAAGACGAAGAGAUGGACUACGACGAUGAUGAGUGA